Messenger RNA from Elgaria multicarinata webbii, 2823 nucleotides. RefSeq names its product IQ motif and ubiquitin domain containing (gene IQUB). Gene Ontology annotation, molecular function: protein binding. The record is from RefSeq and is a predicted model, not a curated record. The transcript has 12 exons. NCBI's taxonomy places the organism in Eukaryota, Metazoa, Chordata, Lepidosauria, Squamata, Anguidae. The coding region runs from base 7 to 2766 and encodes 919 amino acids. Gene Ontology annotation, cellular component: motile cilium; acrosomal vesicle. Gene Ontology annotation, biological process: cilium assembly.
UUAAAAAUGUGUACUAUUACUUUCAGAGAAAUGGCUGAUUCAGAAAAGGAGGCAAGUCACUUGGCUGAAGCAGAUGCUGAAAAGCAAGUUAUAGAGGACGCAUCUGUAACAAAACAAAUAGAAAUUAUAGACACUGUAGGUACUACAGAAGAGCAGCCAGAUACAGCACAAUUGCAUGAUACGAGUCUGCAAACAGAGCAGGAACAAGACACAGAAUUAGCAACAGAUGAAUUGGCUACUGCUGAAGAACUGGCACAGGGGCUGUCCACUGCAGAGGAACCAGAACAGGAGUCGGAUGCUGCCGAGGAACUGACAGCUUCUGAGGAACUGACAGCUUCUGAGGAACCAGUGCAGGGGCCAGAUGCUGUGGAGGAGCUUGCCACUGCUGAAGAAGUGGUGCAGGAGUUUGAUGUUGCUGAGGAACUAACCACUGAUAAGGAACUGGCUGAGGAACCAGCUGCUGAUAAGGAACUUGUUCAGCAUCUGGUUGCUGCUGAGGGACUGACACAGAGGGUGGACACAGUCGAAAAACAGGAGGAACCCCAUGUAGAAUCCCAGGAUGAACUCCCAGAGGUUCCGAAGGAUAUUUCAGAUAUCCAAGAUUUUGGUUCUGAAGUUCAACUGGAUGCAGGUGCUUCAAGAAUCGAAACAUCUCAAGAUGCUGUUGAAAUUGUUUCUGAAAAACAUAUUUAUUUUGCAACAGAUAUGAGUGCUGCAGAUGCCCUAUUAAUGGCUCCUUUGACAUCUCAAAGAGCACAAUUUCCAGAAACUACGAGAGAUGCUCUUGUAACAGUUAAAUUCAUGCUACAUCCUGAUAUCCAGAUUUUCGUUAUGGCAUUUAACAUUAACCGAACUGUGGAGCAAAUGAAGAAAUACUUUGCAACACGUUUAAAAAUACCACUGAAUAUUUUACAGUUUAUGUCGCUAGGGAGAAUAAUUGGAAAUAGCGAAACCCUAUGGAAUCUUGGUGCUCUGCCUAAUGGGACCAUACAAGUUGAUAUGUUCUCCCUUGAUGAAGAAACAUUUCCAUUAAAAGCAGCUAAACUCUUACACGAGUUCUACAUGGCUGAUGUUAUAACCGUUAGAGUGCAAACAGAUUCAGAAACCUUUCAGGAUUUAGACAUAGAGAUUAAAAGGCCAAGUUUCGAGAAACCAUUUUUGGGUGGAUUUAAACAUAAGCUUACAGGCACGGAAUACCAUAAUGCGGGAUCACAGACAGAUCCAAAAAAACGUCCAGACAAAGAAUAUGAAGAGUUCUGUAGGUCAACACAGACAGUUGUUGAGAAGAAAAGGCUGCAACAGACAAGAAAUACGACUUCCACUCAGAUGACUAAAAUUGGUGUCUAUGUGACAAAUAUUACCGAUAAACUUAUAGAACCGAAAAGGUAUGUGACAGCUGAAGAAUACCACGCACGACGACUUAGAGCAGUCAUUGUAAUACAAACCUAUUACCGACGAUGGCUAGCUAUUAAUAUAGUAAAGAAACUAAAAGAAGAACUAAGGUUAAGAUUGGAAUGGGAAGAACAAGAAGAGCUUAGAAAACAGAGAGAAAAGGCAGAAAAACUGCUGCGGGAGUAUAAUCGAAGGAUGCAUCCUAGAACAAAGGACGAUUUUGAAUUACUCUAUCAUGCUUUAGAAUUAUGGAGGCAAGAGCAGCUUGAGCUCAUCAACAACACUUUCAGUGGAGCUGAACGGAAGGCAGCUCUCUGUGGACUAUUAGAAAAAGAGGCCCAGCUGAUUGCUUCCAUUGGAAGACACAAAUUAAAUGCAGACGAAGAGAACCAGGAAAAAGCAAUCCUGUUCUUUUUGGAAAAGUGUGCAGCGCCCAAAAAAUGGAAAGCAUUUGAUGGCAAAACCACAGAGAUGGAUACACAGUUCACACUGCGUGCCAGGGAACUGCUUGAAAUCUACCGCAGCAUUAGUAUGAAAGACCUUCCCCAAGAUGAACGGCUCGAUGUGCUGCUAACACUGAAGCAUACAGUGAAGGAACAUGCGUGUAAACUCACAUAUGAAAUAGUAGAAUUAAUUGAUAGAGAAGCAGACCUCAUGAUGAGGGCAGUGAAGGAAUGUAACUUACAAGGACUCAGACAAAGAAUAUGCACAUUAUUUCUUCAGUAUAUUAAAACACCUCUUUUUAAUCCAGAGGUUGCUAGACUUCUCAAGGUUCCACCUGAUCCAAUGAGGCUUUAUCACAACAUCUACUUUUGCCUUGGCUGCAAAAGGUACCUGCCUUCUACUGAUUUUGCCACAUCUGCUAGUUCGCACACUGUCGGCCGGUGUCGCAUGUGCUGCAAGCUGAAUAACGAGGCUCGUAAGAGGGAAGCUUUUUUGAAAUACAAACGUAUGCUCCGAAAUCUCCGAGAAUCGGAAGUGAAUUACAACGAUGGUGCUAAGAUUGCUUUCAUAGUACAGCAGCAAGACCUGCACUAUAUGGUUGAAAAUUUCUGGGGUACUCAGUCAGCUCUUAGUGCCUGGGAUGAUCUCUAUGAUCUGGUCAUGGUCAGGUGGAAUAAGUAUCAAGAAUGGUCUCCCUGGAACACUAUUCUCCUUAGAAAUGAUGAAGCUGAUUCUCACCUCAAGCUGAAAAAUCUUGAAAAGGCUUAUGAGAUGGUGUUCAUUCAUAGGAUAAAGCACAAGCAUAUCCUUGCAAGGAAUUAUUUCUCCCAGUUUCCAGAGCUAGCCGCAGCUCUACAUAGAGAUGACAAGCAGACCAACACAGAUGAUCUUUUAAUAACAAAAUCUUUAACACCCGGUCCAUCAAAGUAACACUUUCAGGAUAUACAAAGGUGUUCACAUAUCUAUUGCUUGAAGAAUCGGUCUGAU